Coniophora puteana RWD-64-598 SS2 is the source of this 2829-nucleotide messenger RNA. RefSeq lists its product as uncharacterized. The record is from RefSeq and is a predicted model, not a curated record. Lineage: Eukaryota; Fungi; Basidiomycota; Agaricomycetes; Boletales; Coniophoraceae. The transcript is spliced from 12 exons. Bases 1 to 2829 code for a protein of 942 amino acids.
AUGUCUCUCCACAACAUCAUCCUUAGCGACAACAUGCUUGGGGUCAACCUGGCUAAGAACGCGCAUCCCAGGAUUGGCGAGUCUCACCGUGACUUCGCUGUUGAGUUCAUGCCCGUCCAUGCACAUAAAAAAUUGACCCUUGUCAUUAGACGUCAUACUGACCAUCAUAUUUUAGACCAGGAGACCCAUUGUGACCGCCCACCAAUCCAUUAUAACAAAGUAGUCUGCGCUGAGCGUCAUCUUGUGGCUCCAGGCCCUCAAGUCCUCAAUGUUGUCACUGAGCCCACCAUCAUACUCAUGCGCCAUGACAUCAACAACAAGGGCUUCUUCACAAUUGCCCCUUGGGCCAUCCAAAGGCUCUUUGCCUUGCCCGACGGCGUCUGCGAGUGUUUCACCAGCUGCCUCCCACAGACAACUCAUGAGGAUGCGGCUCGCAUGAACAAAUAUCACAGGCUCUGGCAGCAAGAAGUUGACAUUAUCAUGUGUGUCAAAGUGAAGAAAGCGCAGAGCAUCAAGAGGUGUAUCAGGCAAGCCAAGGAGGACGCCAACACCGACCUCAAGAACUGCAUCCACCUGAAGAGUCCCAGCCUUGGGGAGAAUCUGGAGCUAAUUUCCACUUGUCUUCAGGUUGAGAAGGACUUGGGGGCCCUUUCCGACUUGCUCUCUGAGCUCUCAAGGCUGCUUCGUGCUCCUUCUAACUGCCCAAAGCCUUGCCAAGCCACCACAAAGGCUCUUGAUAUGCCCAUUGUGGAACCCAAAGCAUCUUCAAGCAGCCAAACACUAUUGCCUGAGCAAGAGCACUUUGCUCACAUGCGGAGCACUCGUCCCCCCAUUGGCUCCACUCCCGACAAGCCCACUCCUCCUGGGUGCACGCAUAAGUGGAUGCCUUGGGGCACCAUGCUCGUUCAUCAUUCCGAUCAUGAGGAUGGUGCAAACAAGCCCAUGGACAUGGUUCCUGAGACCAACAGCGAGUACUCUAGCUAUAAUGAUCAUGAUGCCAACUGUUGCGGUGCCAGUAGCAGCAGCAGAGAUUCUUCUCCCCACGUCUCUCUGUUGCUGCACCCACUCUCUCGCAAACUCCUUGGACUAUUCAUCGCUGCGCCUGGCUCAGGAACACUUUCUAGCUCUGUUGGAUCUUUUGUACCUCGUCAACCUCUGGAAUCCGCAAAGUACUCUUCUGCAUACAACCACAAUCACUCUAUGUCUCAAGCCACAGAUGGUUCUAUCUCAUUGGGUUUCAUGGGCUCAGAAGGUUACAUGGUUUCUCAACUACAUCAGCUGCAAGAUGAGAUGCUGGGCUUACAAGCUGAUGUUCCUCAGCUUUUAAAGAAGCGCGACGCAGUGCUGGCCGAGGCCAAGGGACUAUGGUACACUCAUCCUGGUCUUUAUUCAGCAUAUGAUCUAGUGAUCCUUCUAAUCAGGGAAUACUACGAGUCUCUACUAAAGACUAUCACCUCAAAGCUCUCCUGUGACAAUUGGGCAUUGGGCAACAGCGGUUCUGCGAACAAAGUCAACAUGGGCAUCUUCUACAAAGUUCAUUUGAGCAAGUUCAAGGCAAUGCACUGUAUGCGCUGGUGGGACAAAGCUUCUUGGACUAUCUGGGACAAGUCCUCCAAGAAACAGCUAGAGGCAGAUCGCGGCUCCCUUCCUUACCUCAAAAAGUUGAACUGCAAACCACUCAUGAACCAAGAGGUCAAAUGUCUACGCAAACAAGUGCGUCACUUCUGGGAAGGCCUCGCUGAGGAUAAAAAGUUCUCUGUUAAGUGGGCCCAGACGUCUUUGAGUGCGCCAUAUCUCACCAUGCAGUUCCUUCGAGAGAAUUAUGAGGUAUUUCGGCUCUGCAACUACGACUGGAAGGCCAAGCACUUCUGUACUACGAAGUUCCCAGAGUUUUGGCAACAGCACCUCAAUGACAAAGGCAACAAGAAACAAAAGGAGUCUCCGGAUGGUCAGGAGAACACAGUUGAAAGUGUUAAGCAUCUAAAACUCUUGCAAGAAGAGCCACACCUGUGCCAGCCUGGCCUUACAGAGGAAGAAAAAGAAGACCUCUAUACCAUGCCAGACUCCGCGUCAGGGACCAAGGAACAGUGCCAGCAUGUAGCAGCUGUCGACGCAGUCCCCAGAGAUGAGUUGUUCUCUCGACCUGCCAGCAUCUCUCAUCAACCUCUGGCUCACAUGUUGUAUGCACCUGCUCCUGCAAUUCACAGCAGUCCUCCUGCCUACCCCACUCUCUUAGCACCGACUUCUAGCCUUGCAUCGCAAAUGUAUGCGGCUCCUACAGUGCCUUUGGCUGUACCCCAGGUUGUGACACCAUCUCAGGUUCUCCCUCCACCUUCACCAUACCUGCCCAGUGACCCUGCAUCAAGACAUUACUCGGUCACCGCAUUUCAACUGCAUGCUGACAAGACUUCACAGCCUCAGCUAUUUGGACCCUCAGGCACAACAGGCCUGGCCCCAUGCAAGAUGCUGCACCCCAUGCCUAUUGUGCCGAGCACGACACCUGCUCCUUCACAUGUGGCAUGGGCAACACCAACACUUCCCACACAUCCCAAAGUGCCUUUAGCCACACAUGCAGAUGUCAGGCCGAUGGCAUCUGCGAGUGCUGGCAUUACUCAAAAGAAGGGCUUCCAUCCUGGAACCAGAAUGAAUGGCCGCUCUCUAGCAGGAUGGUGGUGGACAGUACGCCAGGACCAGACCAAGGUUAAUAGGGACAACUUUGCCCUGUGGUACAAGAAGGUUUUGACCGCAGUACAGCAACAGUUACAGGAUAUGCUGCCACUCAAAACAUUCAGAGAACACACGUGGGGCACCUUGCACAGACCCCCUUGA